Cyphellophora attinorum is the source of this 993-nucleotide messenger RNA. RefSeq names its product Oxido UcpA. The transcript has a single exon. The record is from RefSeq and is a predicted model, not a curated record. Gene Ontology annotation, molecular function: oxidoreductase activity, acting on the CH-OH group of donors, NAD or NADP as acceptor. Bases 1 to 993 code for a protein of 330 amino acids. Lineage: Eukaryota; Fungi; Ascomycota; Eurotiomycetes; Chaetothyriales; Cyphellophoraceae.
AUGAAGCUACUCAGCACACUGCAUGAUUGCACACCGAGCACUGAUCCACGGGUCAACGAAAGUCUACGAAAAGCAUUGCAAGGGAGCUUUGCGAUAGUCGUCGGCUCAGGUCGGGGUAUCGGCCGAGCAUGCUGCGAGUUCUUCGCCCAUGCCACAAUACAAGCAAUCGCUUGCAUCGCGCUCGAGGAGAGCGAAGCACAAGCGACGGCGGCACGAUGCCGUGAGAUCAGUCCUUCAUCAGAAGUUGUCGCGGCUGGGGUGGAUGUGCGGGAUUAUGCAGCCACGAAAGACUUAUUCGCGAAACUUGAGCAGCAGUUUGGACGGACCUGCGACAUCUUGUUGAUGAACGCUGGUCUACCAGGCCAGUGGCUGCCGACUUCACGAGCUGAUCCGGAGAAUUGGUGGGAUACCGUUUCGGUGUCACUGAAAGGUGCUUUCAACUGCGCCCGACUUGUGCUUCCUGGAAUGCAGGCGAAGAAAGAUGGUCGAAUUAUAUUCACCUCGAGUAUUGGCGCACACUAUGCCCAAGGCAUGUCUGGCUAUGGCGUCGCAAAGCUUGGACAGGUUCGCUUGGCCGAGAUCAUACACGAAGAGAACUACAAGCAGUAUAAUGUCAAGUGCUUUGCUUACCACCCAGGUUGCGUAAAAACCAGAUUUUUUACCGACUUUGAAGAUGCAGUCCUGGGCAAGGUCAAGAGCGAGCAAACCGGCAACUACGGUUCAUUGAGGGACGGAGUCGACCUUGAAUCGGCCCGUACGGCAUACGAAGCAUUGAGAGGCCAGGACUUUGACACAGAAUACAUGGCAGCCGGUCUGGUCACUGCUGUGGCGGCAGGAAAGCUAGAUUUCAUGUCUGGAAGGUAUCUUGAUGCCAGCGUGGACAUUGAAGAGUACAUCUCGAACGCUCCAAAGAUCCAGAAGGAAGACUUGUGUCGCGUCCGAUUGAAUCAGGGUGACGGAGAUCUCCUGCCAAAUGAAACGACUCGGCACUGA